Molecule: messenger RNA, 1871 nt
Organism: Hylaeus volcanicus
Lineage: Eukaryota; Metazoa; Arthropoda; Insecta; Hymenoptera; Colletidae
Product: proclotting enzyme-like
Exons: 8
Coding region: 298-1524 (408 amino acids)
Biological process (GO): proteolysis
Molecular function (GO): serine-type endopeptidase activity
Source: RefSeq, a predicted model, not a curated record
AACGGAAAUACGAGCACUUUUUCAGGAAACUCGAGGAAUGUUGCACAAGUGGUUUUUGAAAUGACGGAUUCGGUUAUAUUACCGACACCUUGGGUUGCACCUCGAGGCUCGUAACCAGCGUUUCAAGAAGUACGAUUGGUUGCAUAGAACGAGGGUAUACCUACAUCCGUAUAUAAACGGUUCUCGCUAUUUCCGUGGGUUUCUUCAUCCUCUGGCGUUUCUCGAAUGCGUUCUUUGUUGCGAUUGUUAUCGCCGGUUGAUCAUAGAGUCGAAAAGUCGCGACGACUUUGAAUAGGGAUGUAUCGGCGAACAUUUUUUCUAUGUGUUUUGUGUUCUCUUUCUCAUGGUCGUUUUAUCUCCAUCUAUGACACCGAUUCGAAGCAUACAGCGGAACUCCUCUCUCAGGAUAGGAACCUUUUCGUCCGUUCAACCGUAUCGUCGGCGUCUUCGAGUUGCGAUGGACCGAGCGACAAAGGAGGACGCUGCGAGUAUCUCGUCAAGUGUUUUAUCGACGAGUACCACUCGAACUUUGAGCUCGCGAUGAAUCACUGUUGCACGAUCGAUGGGAGGUACCUCGGCGCUUGUUGUCCCGAUCGUCUGAAUGGACCCAACGAAGAAAACUCUGUCGUUGAGGACAGUUUCACCAGCAUUCUACCACUCGUUGCUGUCGUCGAUGAAGAAUCAAACGAGUCGAAAGUCGACGGGAACGCGGGCAGAAUCGUUUGGCAGGAACCUGACGACGCGUCGACGUCAACGGAGGUGUACAAGAAUUCCGAGAGAUCCAGAGGAUGCGGAACGAAUAUCAAAACACGAAGCAGAUUGGUGGGCAGCCGACCAGCCGAUCCCAAACAAUGGCCCUGGAUGGUAGCUCUUCUCAAGAAGGACGGCAACCGUUACUGCGGCGGGGUCCUUGUCACCGACCGGCACAUUUUGACCGCCGCGCAUUGCGUGUACAGAUACAGCCCCCGGGACAUCAAAGUCAGACUCGGAGAAUACGAUUUCUCGACCGCGGAGGAGACCAGAGCUCUGGACUUGUUCGUGUCCGAAAUACGCGUUCAUCCCGACUUUGAUUACACCACGUACGAUAACGAUAUAGCGAUACUAAAGUUGCAUCGACCGACCGUGUUCAACGAUUACAUCUGGCCCAUCUGUUUGCCGCCGAUAGACCAGACCUUCGAAAAUAAGACCGCCAUCGUGACCGGUUGGGGUACUCGCUUCUACGGAGGUCCUGCUAGCGCGGUUUUGAUGGAGGUCAGCGUUCCGAUUUGGAAGCAAGAGAGGUGCGUUCAAAGUUUCGUUCGACGAAUUCCCAGGACGGUGAUCUGCGCUGGCGCGUACGAGGGUGGUCGCGAUGCUUGUCAAGGUGACUCGGGCGGACCGCUCCUCCAUCAGCUCGACAACGGGAGAUGGGUCAACGUCGGGAUCGUGUCUUGGGGGAUGCGAUGCGGUGUGGCAGGACGGCCUGGAAUAUACACGCGGGUCAGUUCUUACCUCGACUGGAUAUUCCAGAACGCCGUUUUCUGAGGAUUUUCGCGGCAUCGAUGGCGGAGGAACAGGUACUAGGCGCGAUACAACACCGGCUGACUUUCAAAAACGAUGAAACUUUAUUUCCGGAAUACCGACCGUUACAUCGUUACAAGAGAUUGACACGAAUAGAGAGAAAUUCGAUCGUUAAGAGACGCCGUGGCCAAUCGCGCCACGGAGAGCGAUUCCCGUACUUUCUUUUGCCGCGCAUCGAGCGCGUAGCGAAGCGUUCAGUUCAGGGUGUCCCUCGCCCAAAGCUCCAUCGUUCGGCAGGUGGUUCCCGUACGAGGUCCAGCCUCUAUUCGCUGUAACGCUUUUGUACACCGAUGCCUAACUUUAACUCGUCG